ACCCCUUAAACAAGUGACGAUACUUACAAUCCUAGCUGCUAGAAACCUCAUAGCGCAAGGAUGGAAACACACCUAUUGCCCCACUAAACAACAAUUGAUGGACAAGCUCCACCAAUACUAUAUUUAUGAACAACUGUCUACCACCUCCAUCACACAAUCACUGAAAUUCCAAGACGCAUGGAAAACAUGGGCCGAUAUCUACACACCACAUAAGAAACACGACGAAGACCACAUGACAUACCCUAGCAGUAGUAGUACUCUCCACCUCGAAUCUUAA
Messenger RNA from Pelobates cultripes (western spadefoot toad), 277 nucleotides. The record is from the annotation of a GenBank genome assembly. NCBI's taxonomy places the organism in Eukaryota, Metazoa, Chordata, Amphibia, Anura, Pelobatidae.